GGAACUCGCCAAGCCGUGACCAAGUAGGCUGUGGAAGGCCUACCAGCGGCACUCAUAAUACACAGCGAAGUCUCAGUCGAAAUUGUUUUCUUAUACGCUCCCAAAGACCCAUCACCGAUAACAUCUUCUGUCAAUGUGUGCCAUCAUCACAGACAGCAGGUGGAAGAUGUUGCUGUUCAUCUGCACCACCUAAAGUGCGAAUCUGCGGUGCGUCUGCACCACCUCCACCUCCGCCUCCGCCAUGUCUUACCGGAAGAAAGCCACCCGGAGGCUGCCAUUCCAACUGCCCUACUAAGAGGAAAAAGCAUGCUGGCUCCCCAAAUGCGUAUCCUGUUCCCCCAUGCAUUCGUAUGAAUCAGAACCCGAUGGGGCCCAGGUGUGACUUUGAUGGAGGGGAAGCACGAGGAUACGGUGCUGCUCCUAACGGUACCUCCAGCGAAUUCGAACCUCCGUGUCAGGUUCUCGAUGAAAUGGUCCAACAGCCCAUUGAUCGUUAUUGUCCACCCCCGGCAAGAGGUGGUCGGUCGGUGGGUCCUUUGGCUAACUUCGACUUGGAUCGUUUUGAUAGGGACGCGCAUAGAGGGGGGAGAAGGAGAAAUGUGUCAAUUCGAACAUGCAUCGACUACGACUAUGAACCGACCGACGGAGGCGAAAGAAGACAUACAUCUGCCGGGCGAUCGAGGCAGCAUCCUCCUUCAUCCUACGGUAACCCAGGCUCAUCUAGAGGAUCUCGAUACCCUCCUAUUCAGGAUCAAUGGAACCAAUACGGUGGGGAACCGGAGUAUAUAACGUGCCCCUAUCGUGGAUAAAAUAAAAGUUUCGGUGGCAUUCAUCGAUUAUGCUAUCGAAAAUACAUCUCUGGCGGUUUUAGAAGCACUGUUGAAGAAGAAGCAUAGCGUGCACAACACGCCGGAAUUUGUUAAUUUUGUUUUUUUUUAUAAAAAGCUACUUAAUACUAAACCAGCUCAGACAUGGAUGAUGGAGAGUACGAUAAUGACGACGUUGGCGGUGAUGAUUUCGAUGAUGUCGACGAGGAUGUUGAUGAAGAUAUCAAUCCGGAGGAGGAGGUAGACAACAUUGAAAUAAUUGCACCCGGCGGAGCGGCGGGCGGUGGUGUUCCCAAGUCCAAACGCAUCACUACCAAGUACAUGACGAAAUACGAGAGGGCGAGAGUUCUCGGCACUCGCGCCCUUCAAAUUGCCAUGUGUGCACCUAUCAUGGUGGAAUUGGACGGCGAAACGGACCCUUUGCAGAUCGCUAUGAAGGAACUAAAGCAGAAAAAGAUCCCCAUUAUUAUUCGCCGCUAUCUGCCUGACCACUCCUACGAAGACUGGAGCAUUGACGAACUGAUUAUGGUGGACAACUAGCUAGUAACUUACUUAAUUACAUUAAAGGAAAUAACAUACAUACAAUUAAGAUAACACAA
Molecule: messenger RNA, 1426 nt
Organism: Drosophila ananassae
Lineage: Eukaryota; Metazoa; Arthropoda; Insecta; Diptera; Drosophilidae
Gene: RpII18
Product: DNA-directed RNA polymerases I, II, and III subunit RPABC2
Exons: 3
Coding region: 972-1367 (131 amino acids)
Biological process (GO): DNA-templated transcription
Cellular component (GO): nucleus; RNA polymerase III complex; RNA polymerase II, core complex
Molecular function (GO): DNA binding; DNA-directed RNA polymerase activity
Source: RefSeq, a predicted model, not a curated record